Nerophis ophidion (straightnose pipefish) is the source of this 1988-nucleotide messenger RNA. RefSeq names its product fibroblast growth factor 1a (gene fgf1a). The transcript is spliced from 3 exons. The record is from RefSeq and is a predicted model, not a curated record. Gene Ontology annotation, biological process: animal organ morphogenesis; regulation of cell migration; cell differentiation. NCBI's taxonomy places the organism in Eukaryota, Metazoa, Chordata, Actinopteri, Syngnathiformes, Syngnathidae. Gene Ontology annotation, cellular component: cytoplasm. Gene Ontology annotation, molecular function: growth factor activity; fibroblast growth factor receptor binding. The coding region runs from base 133 to 564 and encodes 143 amino acids.
UCUUCUGGGAGUGUCGGGGACGCGCCUCCUCCAUCCGCUCCAGCCUGCAGGCGCGCGCACCGACGCACCAGACCUGACUAGACUCCAAUUGAUGAACAAGACUGCUAAGCCCCUCCUACUUCCGGCCGGAGGAUGACUGAUGGACAGCUGUCAACGCGGCUCUACUGCAAGAAUGGCGGACAUCACCUCCAGAUCCUCCCGGACGGGACGAUCAUGGGACGGCGGGACGAGGCGGACCUUCACGUAAUUCUAAGGCUGACAGCUGUGGCCCCGGGCGUGCUCCUCAUCCAGGGACGCCAAACAGGACGCUUUUUGGCCAUGAGCGACGAGGGCCGCUUGUACUCCACGCCUAACGCUAACGAUGAGUGUUGCUUCCUGGAGAGAGUGGAGGAGAACAACUACAACACCUAUCAGUCUCAGAAGUAUGAGGAGAGGAAAUGGUACGUGGCCUUGAAGAAGAACGGCAAGCCUAAGCUGGGACCAGAAACCCACGUUGGACAAAACGCCGUCUUUUUCCUUCCUCGCAAGUUGGGGGCGGACCCCGGCACGCCUCACUCCAACUAAUACAGGCCUUCUAUUUUCAUCCCUGCAUCCAUUUUAUACCGCUUAUUCCCUUUGGGGUCGCUGGUGCCUAUCUCAGCUACAAUCGGCCAGAAGUCGGUGUACACCCUGGACAAGUCGCCACCUCAUCACAGGGCCAACACAGACAACAUUCACACACUAGGGACCAUUUAGUGUUGCCAAUCAACCUAUCAUUUUAUCCAAAAACACUUCAAAAAUGUGUGAAAUAUGUAAUAUUUCCUACAAAGAUACAUAUUAUGUCAUUAUAUUAUUUUUAUCGGGGUGUCCAAACUUUUUCCAAUGAGGGCCGCACACAGAAAUAUUAGAGCAUGGGUGUCAAACUCUGGCCCGCCGUGUCAUUUCAUUUGGCCCUUGAGGUAAUAUCAAAUGAACAUUGUCGCUGUAACACCACAUUCACCACUAACACUCACACCCGUCAACCCGACUCCCGAAGUUCAGUGCCUCCCAAAUUUCUCCCGAUUUCCACCCGGACUAUAAUAUUGGGGGCGGGCCGUAAAAGCACUGCCUUUGGCGUUCUCUACAUGUCGCCACGUCCGCUUUUCCUCCAUAUAAACAGCGUGCCGGCUCAUACACACACACACACACAAGUGAAUGCAAGGCAUACUCGGUCAACAGCCAUACAGGUCACACUGAGGGUGGCCGUAUAAACAACUUUAACACUGUUACAAAUAUACGCCACACUGUGAACCCACAGCAAACAAGAAUGACAAACACAUUUCGGGAGAACAUCCGCACCGUAACACAACAUAAACGCAACCGAACAAAUACCCAGAACCCCUUGCAUCACUAACUCCUCCGGGAUGCUACAAUAUACACCCCCGCUACCACCAAACCCCGCCCCAACUCAAACCCGCCACCGAAAAGAGGCAUUCAAUUUGUAUUUUUAUUUUAUUUGAUAUGCCAUUGAUAUUUUUUAAUUAUUAUUAUUUAAACUGGAUUUUGCAUGUCACAUAAAGUUAUAUAAGACUUGCUUGUUCAAUAUUCAAUGCAAAACUUGUUUGGGUCCCUCUUAAAGGAUUCAUUUGUUCAACCUCGGCCCGCGGCUUUGUUCUGUUUUCAAUUCUGGCCCAUUUUGUGUUUGAGUUUGACACCCCUGUUUUAAGGCAUGCAGGGGCCAUUUUGAUGAUUAUCAUUUUCAAAAUAUAUGGAUUAUCUUUUUUACCUUUAGGGCUCUCAGGGGCCAUAAAGGGUCUAAGUCACUAAAAUGUUAAAAUCAAGUCAAAUUAGUAUUUGUUUUUUAAUUAUUUAACACUUACAGUAAAUCUCUCCAACAGGGUCAGCAACCUUUUUGAAAGCAAGAGCUACUUCUUGGCUACUGAUUAAUGCCAAGGGCCACCAGUUUGAUACACACUUCAAUACAUUGCCAGAAAUAGUCAAUUGGCUCAAUUUACCUUUAAUAAAUAAAU